This is a messenger RNA of Corythoichthys intestinalis (scribbled pipefish), 2884 nucleotides long. It is a transcript of the gene dcp1b, whose product is annotated as decapping mRNA 1B. Gene Ontology annotation, cellular component: P-body. The transcript has 10 exons. The record is from RefSeq and is a predicted model, not a curated record. Lineage: Eukaryota; Metazoa; Chordata; Actinopteri; Syngnathiformes; Syngnathidae. Gene Ontology annotation, molecular function: mRNA binding; enzyme activator activity. Bases 226 to 1722 code for a protein of 498 amino acids. Gene Ontology annotation, biological process: deadenylation-dependent decapping of nuclear-transcribed mRNA; positive regulation of catalytic activity; deadenylation-independent decapping of nuclear-transcribed mRNA.
UUUACAAUUUCCCUGUUGACAUUAGAACAGCUCACAUCACCAUCCCGCCGAUUUUUUUUGUUUUUGUUUGGAAAAUCUAGCUUUCGAUCAAUCAGUUUAACAUUCCCUGGCGUCGCGUUUCACACUAUUACGCCCGCCCGUCUUCAGUUUCUGCUUGGAUUUCCUUCUUUUGUGCCUUUUUAGCCGCCGAUGCUAAGGGGCGAGCUAAGAUCUCCAUAGGGAACAAUGACGGCGAUUUGCGUCGACAGCGGCGGAGGUCUGACGGCCAAAGGGCUCGACAUCAGCCUGGCCGCCUUGCAGAGGCACGAUCCUUACAUCAAAAAUAUCUUGGACGUAGCCAGCCAAGUGGCUCUGUACACUUACAACAACAGAGCCAAUGAGUGGGAAAAAACUGAAGUGGAGGGAACUCUGUUCAUCUAUACGAGGUUGGCCUCUCCCACACAUGGCUUCACUAUCAUGAACAGACUCAGCAUGGAGAACCUAACUGAGCCCAUCACCAAAGACUUGGACUUCCAACUCCAGGACCCAUUUCUGCUGUACCGCAAUGCACGCCUGGUCAUUCACGGCAUCUGGUUCUACGACAAGGCCGACUGCCAGCGCGUCGCCCAGAGGAUGAAAACUCUGACUCAGCUGGAACAAGCGGUGGGGCAGGGCGGCUGGCUGCCCUCGGGGGAAGGUGCAGGCGGCGAUCAGGGUGAAGGGCAGGUGGUAGAUAUCAUCCAGAUGCUCACUAAGGCUCAUAGCCAAUACGACAAGGAGAAAUCCACUUCAGAGCCGAAGGAAAUUGGUAGCAGCGGCGUCCUUUUCGGGAAGCCCAACCUCAUCAAACCCAUCCCAGUCAAGCCCACCACUGAACAUGACGCCAAAGAGUCCAAGCCACUCUCUUUGGCGAUGUUGUUCGGUUCUCCAAAUGAGCGGCCACCACAACUUGACUUCGCCCCUACCGCCCCCGUCACACGAAAAGUAACUCGCCUUCCAGUUGCGCGCACACUCACGUACGACACACCUGAAGCGACUUCAGGACACCUCCCUCAGCACUGCCCGGCAAUCCAGAAACUCAUGCAGGCUCAGAGAUGCGUCCCGGGGGAGGCUCUCCAGACGCUGUCAGAGUCGCCGGAGAAGCGACUGUGCGACAAUGGCGUCUUGCUGGACCAUCUUCACCUCUACCACCAUCAGAUCCACCAUCACCACCAAGUGGAUCCAAUCAAGAGGCUGUUCCAAAGCCAGCCUUGCUGUUCAGCGCAGUGUUCUCACCAGCAACCAGUUUUGAUCCACUCCAAGCAGCAGCUGGAUUCAGGUGACGCUUCCCAUGUCCCCGGUGCGCUUUCUCCGCACGAGCUGGUCCACAAGCUGCAGCUGGUCCAACAGGAGCAGAACCAGGCCUCGAUGGUACCGCCACGCCUCAGCCCUGCCCUGGCCCCCCGCUUCCAGGGGCCGGCGAGCCUGAACGCGGCGAGUCCGAAAGUGACUCUGCAGUUUCAGGAAUCUUCCCCGCAGACGAUCCCCGCCCCCGUGUCCCCGAUAAUGCUGCUCUCCCCGAGCGUCUUCUCUCAGGUGAAAUCGGACGUCGCCAAGCCCGACUCCCAGUCCGCUUAUUCGCCUCAGAAGGACAGCAAAGUUCUGACCAGAAGCCAAUUCCAGGCAGCCUUGCUGCACCUGAUCCAGACAGACAACUCCUUCCUGGACACCAUCUAUGAGACCUAUGUGGGGCAAUUUUGCUAACCAGCACCAGAGCGAGGACCCUUCUGGAAAAAGCCGUUAUGAUGAAUUUGAACAAUGAUGCAACAUUUGCAACAAGGCAUUUACAUAGGACAUGACAAGUGUGGAAUAAAGUUCACUCUCAAUGAAGGAAAGAAACUUCGAGUUGAUGUAGCAUUUCAUUUUUGGGACUGAAAAAUUCUACACUUUGGCACAAAAGGUAGCCGAAAAAUGUUCUAUUAUUUUGAUAUUUACUUGGUUGCAUUUAAGUAAGGUGUCAUUUAGUUAUUUUUCAUAUUACUUGACGAAGCUGUAUCUUGCUUGCAGAGAGCCGUGUUGUUUUUUUUGCCCCUGAAAUUUACAAAGAAUUACAUUGAAAUUCUUCCAUCAUAUGAAUAAAACAUAGUUGUGAAAAUUCCACUUCACAGAAAUAAGCAAUAAUUGUCAUCUUUACAUUGUCAGCAUUGAAUGAAAUCUUUUGUCAUAUUUUUAUACUUCCAACCAACCAGCAUGCAAGGUUAGACAACCCCAUCAGCUUUCCAAGUUGAAUGUUUUGCAAUAGAAAUAUCUUAACAUGGUUGAAGAUGUUUUUACACGCAGUUUGUCAGGGAUGUUUGGUUGUAAUUGAGCUAUAUUGAAAAAUUUUCUAUUAAAUGUUCCGAAAAAUGCACAUUGUGAGUGUUGUCAAUAUUUUUUAUGGGAAUUCUCCAUCAUGCGGUUUCAUUGGAGGCUGUUACAACGCACAUGUGAGUUUCAUUAGUUUCUGCAAUGUCGAUGACAAAUAUAAAUUUUAAGAAAACUUAAUUCAUAGCACCAAUCCUAAAUAAUUCUCCAUGAACCACACAAAUGGCGUAAAGUACUCACCCUCAUUGAGUCCUCCUUUGCAAUGUCACCAGUGAAAAGUGCACUUACUUUCUCCACUUGUUGUAUUUUUAAAUUAUUUUCCCUUUCAUCUGUUGGGUAUAUUUGCUUUUUAAAGAAUGGAAGAAAGAACAAACAAAAUAAUACUUUUUCAAGUUAAAUGGCUGAUCAGUUUGACAGACUGAGCAGCUCACUAGUGAUAAUCCAUGAGAAUUGGAAACAGGAGGUGAACUUCCUGCUGUCAUGUGGCAUUCAAAGACUGCAGGAAAUCGUAAUGCUUUUCAAAUGUUGGCUUUAUAUUUAAAGCAAAAUAAUACAAGUCAUA